Messenger RNA from Equus caballus (horse), 1095 nucleotides. It is a transcript of the gene GSTA3, whose product is annotated as glutathione S-transferase alpha 3. Lineage: Eukaryota; Metazoa; Chordata; Mammalia; Perissodactyla; Equidae. The record is from RefSeq and is a predicted model, not a curated record. Gene Ontology annotation, molecular function: glutathione transferase activity. Gene Ontology annotation, biological process: glutathione metabolic process. Gene Ontology annotation, cellular component: extracellular exosome; cytosol.
CAGGCCCUGAACUCUGUAGGAGGGGCUUUUCCUUUCCUGGACUCCCCCUGCGUCAGAGGGAGGAGUUACUCCAUUACAAAACCAGCUUGUCAACAACUGAAGGGUUAGCACUGAGUUGCUGAGCCAGGUGGGAGACAGACUUUAAGAAGGUGGAGAGAGCCCAGGAGACUGCAUCAUGGCAGUGAAGCCCAUGCUUCACUACUUCAAUGGACGAGGCCGGAUGGAGCCUAUCCGGUGGCUCCUGGCUGCUGCGGGAGUCGAGUUUGAAGAGACAUUUAUAGACACUCCAGAAGACUUUGAAAAGCUAAAAAAUGAUGGGAGUUUGAUGUUCCAGCAAGUGCCAAUGGUCGAAAUUGAUGGGAUGAAGCUGGUGCAGAGCAGAGCCAUUCUCAACUAUGUUGCCGCCAAACACAACCUCUAUGGGAAAGACAUCAAGGAGAGAGCCCUGAUUGAUAUGUACAUAGAAGGUGUGGCAGAUUUGAAUGAAAUGAUCCUGCUUUUACCCAUAACCCCACCUGCUGAAAAAGAUGCUAAGAUUAUGCUGAUCAAAGACAGAACAACAAAUCGUUAUUUGCCUGCGUUUGAAAAAGUGUUAAAGAGCCACGGAGAAGACUAUCUGGUUGGAAACAGGCUGAGCAGGGCUGACAUCCACCUGGUGGAACUUCUCUACCUUGUUGAAGAGCUUGACCCCAGCCUUCUGACCAACUUCCCUCUGCUGAAGGCCCUGAAAGCCAGAAUCAGCAACCUGCCCACCGUGAAGAAGUUUCUGCAGCCUGGUGGGGCGAGGAAGCCUCCAGGGGAUGAGAAAUCUGUAGAAAAGUCAAGGAAGAUUUUCAAGUUUUGAUAAAGCAGGCCUGGCCCCCAGCACAGGCAGGACCGAUCUUCUGAAGUUUUCCAACUGUGAAGUGCUUGUCUUACAUGUAGACCCUGAGUAUUGUGACACUAAGAAACUAAUCCAUUGUUUAAGUGCUAAUUUAACAGAAAUCCACUAUGCAAAUUUGGUUGCAAAGCAAUCUAUUUGUUUUGAUCAAACAUGAAAUUAUUUCCUCCUAGGAUGUCUCCUGGACUUAAAAAUAAAUAGAACGAGAAAAAGUU